This is a messenger RNA of Theobroma umbraticum, 923 nucleotides long. RefSeq names its product PsbP-like protein 2 (gene PNSL1). NCBI's taxonomy places the organism in Eukaryota, Viridiplantae, Streptophyta, Magnoliopsida, Malvales, Malvaceae. The record is from RefSeq and is a predicted model, not a curated record. Gene Ontology annotation, molecular function: calcium ion binding. Gene Ontology annotation, cellular component: extrinsic component of membrane; photosystem II; photosystem II oxygen evolving complex. Gene Ontology annotation, biological process: photosynthesis.
GCCAAUAUAUCCAACUUUGCGAGCGGCCGCUGCUGCUUCACAUAAUCAUCAAAACUCAAACAUGGCAAUGUCUUCAGUUUCAUUGAACUGGGUUCCAGCUACCUUAACCAAGAAGUCAAAUGUGCCACACUCCAAUGAGUUAGCUCGAGCUACUGCACUAUCUUUGCAUAACUCUGUCGCAUGCCCCAAAGAGACCACUUCCAAUGAAGAAAACAAUUGUAAGAGAAGACUGCUGCUGUUGGGAGUUGGAGCUGUAACAGCAAGUUUACUCCCUGCAACUUCCCUUCUUGCUGAAGAGAUACCACCAAACUAUCAAGCUUUUGUUGACAUUUCAGAUGGGUAUUCUUAUUACUACCCAUCAGAUUGGAGGGAAUUUGACUUCAGGGGGCAUGAUUCUGCUUUCAAGGACACAUUUCUUCAACUGCAAAAUGUUAGGGUGAGAUUCAUACCAACUGAUAAGAAAGAUAUCCAUGAUUUGGGGCCAAUAGAAGAGGUAGUCUAUAAUUUGGUGAACCAUAUUUAUGCCGCACCAAAUCAAAUGGUCAAUAUACUUGAUAUGCAAGAGAGAACUACAGAUGGGAAAAACUAUUACACCUUUGAAUACACACUCGCCUCUCCAAACUAUGCCAGUACUUCCUUUGCAACAAUAGCCAUUGGAAAUGGGAGAUAUUACACACUGGUUGUUGGAGCACUUGAAAGAAGGUGGAGAAGGGUCCGUAACAAGCUGAAAGUGGUGGCCGACUCUUUCAAGGUGCUUGACAUCUGAAACUGCAAGUUUCUCAGAGCUUGGCGAAUCCUCAAAAUGAGGAGAUUACCUUCUGCUUCCCUGUACAUACCUGGAGACAAUGAGAAUCUCUCAUAAUCUACUUCCCCUAUUGCUACCAUCCAUUUCUUGAUUUUGUGAAAGAGGCUUCCAGGAGUGC